Tarenaya hassleriana is the source of this 998-nucleotide messenger RNA. RefSeq names its product 60S ribosomal protein L7a-2-like. Gene Ontology annotation, cellular component: ribonucleoprotein complex. Bases 73 to 843 code for a protein of 256 amino acids. The record is from RefSeq and is a predicted model, not a curated record. Gene Ontology annotation, biological process: ribosome biogenesis. The transcript is spliced from 7 exons. Lineage: Eukaryota; Viridiplantae; Streptophyta; Magnoliopsida; Brassicales; Cleomaceae.
UUUGCGUAUAAACACUAACCCUCAUCUCUCUCGCCGCUGCCGUCAAGCGAACUUGCCUCGGAGGAAGACGAAAUGGCCCCCAAGAAAGGAGUUAAAGUGGCUACCAAGAAGAAGCCGGAGAAAGUGACAAACCCAUUGUUUGAGAAGCGGCCCAAGCAAUUCGGUAUUGGUGGUGCCUUGCCUCCCAAGAAGGAUCUUUCUCGGUAUAUCAAAUGGCCAAAAGCCAUCCGCCUCCAGAGGCAGAAACGCAUCCUUAAGCAGAGGUUGAAGGUCCCGCCUGCUGUUAACCAAUUCACUAAGACUCUUGACAAGAAUCUAGCAACCAGCGUCUUCAAGCUCCUCCUCAAGUAUAGGCCAGAGGACAAGGCGGCCAAGAAAGAGCGUCUUCUCAAGAAGGCCCAAGCUGAGACUGAGGGAAAGCCUUCCGAGGCCAAGAAGCCUAUUGUUGUGAAGUACGGCCUCAACCAUGUGACCUACCUCAUUGAGCAGAACAAGGCGCAACUUGUGGUGAUUGCUCAUGACGUUGACCCAAUUGAGUUGGUCGUGUGGUUGCCUGCUCUGUGCAGAAAGAUGGAAGUCCCUUACUGCAUUGUCAAGGGGAAAUCGCGUCUUGGAGCAGUUGUUCACAAGAAGACUGCUUCUUGCCUGUGCCUGACCACUGUCAAGAACGAGGACAAGAUGGAGUUUAGCAAAAUCCUCGAGGCCAUCAAGGCAAACUUCAACGACAAGUACGAUGAGAAUAGAAAGAAGUGGGGAGGUGGCAUAAUGGGGUCCAAAUCUCAGGCAAAGACCAAAGCCAAGGAGAGGGUUCUUGCAAAGGAGGCUGCCCAGAGGAUGAGCUAAGUCCCUUUGUUAUGUACUCUUCAGUCACUCUGUUUCCCCAUUUUUUGUCAUUUCUUUGUUAUAGCUCUCGGAUUUUAUUUUUAUUUUUGAACUCUCGAAUCACCAUGUUAGUUCAAUCUCAGUUCUUUCGGAUAUGACCCUUUCUCGGUUCUUUA